Messenger RNA from Brienomyrus brachyistius, 3194 nucleotides. Its product is annotated as inhibitory synaptic factor 1-like. The record is from RefSeq and is a predicted model, not a curated record. Gene Ontology annotation, cellular component: postsynaptic density. The transcript is spliced from 3 exons. Gene Ontology annotation, biological process: inhibitory postsynaptic potential. Bases 1538 to 2497 code for a protein of 319 amino acids. NCBI's taxonomy places the organism in Eukaryota, Metazoa, Chordata, Actinopteri, Osteoglossiformes, Mormyridae.
GACGAGAGCAAGAAGAGAAGAGAACAGAGAGAGGAGCAUGUGUAUGCCUCUGUAUGUGUCCUUGCGUGUGCGCGUGCUUGAAGGACACAGAAAGCCAGACGGCCAGUGGGAAGCACACGGCUGCUCUCUGACAGCUGUUCUUGCCACCGCAGCAGCAAGAAGCAGGCAGCAACAGCUCUGGAAAAUCGCAUCAAUGUAAGGAGAAGGUGCGUCACCCAGAGGGGUGAGCAGAUCGCGGUGUGUGGACUGGAUUGUAUUCGUACCAGGGCUAAUUCAGCAAGUUUCAGCACAGCAGUUAAUGUCUCUCUCUCUCUUUUUGUGCGUGUCUCUCUCUUUCCCCCUCGGUUUGUCGUGGUCCAUUUUAACAGCUGCGAUUCUGAGAAAAGGAAAGAAAAAACAUCAUCUGCUUUUCAGGCUCCCCAGGUGUCGUGCAGGAUUGGCAGAUUCCCCCUCUGGCAGCAGCCUGGAUCCUCUGUGUGCCUCCCCUAAUCUCUCUGGGGAUGCACCGCCACAGCGUUCAUCUCCUUCUGUUGGACCCCCAGGAACACAAAGCUAGCUAACAACUUGCUGGUUGGGGGGGCUGCUCAGUAUAGGGAAAGUACAAGCAAAAAAAAUUCCCCCUUGAUUCUGGGCUGACUGCAAAUGGAGGGAGUUUGAUUACUUCAUAUACAGUUGCUUUUAUACAACUCUCCGGUUCUCCCAUGGACACGUGGGAGGGGGAAAUAGGGGUGAUUCUGAGCACUGGACCCAUUGGUUUCUUGGCCCUGAUGUUGGCUGUUGCCACUAAUUAACCUUCCUCUUCUGUUUUUUUCUUACUCAUUCAUGUUUCCUGCUCCGGAUCCAGCAACCAUCAGUUGUCUUUCUUUGUUUUUUUUUUUUAAUCUGAUCGUUCAUGUUACUUGGGCCAGAACAAACCAUGGCAAAGGGAUGGCUAUAACUUCCCCUAAUUUCUGUCCUGCUCUAUCUCACUCCUGAAGAAGCAAAGGGCACAGUUCAGAUGUCCCAAAAGAAAUGGUCUUACAAAGGCUUCAAAUGUGCGACUCUUUUGUUUCAGUCCAGAACAAAAAUGGUCCUGUUUUGGUGACUCCUGAGGCUUUUUACCAAUUUGCAUGAGCAACAGAAGCAGGAGAUUCAUUCAGUCUCUGUCUACUAACAAAGAUGUGGAAGACAAUUAUGAACUAUAAAAUUGAGUUUUUCAAAAUAGGAGACUGAUUUUGAUUUACUGGGGUAAUUCCAAGAUGGAACUUCUCUGAGGAACUGCUUCUCAUAUGACUGAAAUGAUUUGAUUGCUGGGAGUCCCGUGGCCUUCAGCACUUGUCCUCUGCUCACCGCCGGCUGUGGGUCUGCCACAGUGAAGUUCAUGAGAAGGAAGUCAAGGCAAAGUAGGGCUUUGGUUGCCCCGGAGCUCUUAAGAUGUUGAGAUCUCCCCAUAUCACCGGUGUUCCCGUUUGGAUCAGAAGUGCAGCACGUCCCCGACGCCAGGGACAUGGACCCCAAAGCGGCUCCCCCGCGCACACCCCACCUUGCCCUGUGAAGGAUGUCCCUCAGAGGAGCACCACCUCGGGACACCUCUGAGACCCCCAGCUCCAGAGAGAGAAUCCGUAGCCACAUGAAGAUGGUGAUAGACCAACUUGAAGGCAUCCUCCAGGAGUUAAAGGAGGUGGCCAGCGAACUCCGAGAGGUGGUGGCUCAGAUUGACGAGUUGACAUCGGACUUUGACUUUGAUCUAGAGCCAGACGACUGGACAGGUGCCACAGUGAGCAGCACCUCCAGCAGUGAGCGAGGGCUGGGUGACACCUUCAGGUUGGACCUCCUCAAUCCUGACGUGCUCUCCGACAGCUGGGAGCUCUGCAGCUUCCUGGAGGCUUCCACCGGGCCUACCCUGAAGCUGGCAGAGCCGCGGCCUGGGGACAAGAGACCGGAGCCAGAUGUGGGGGGCAACCCUGCUGCAGUGCCCACCAACGCCAGUGUGUACUCGCAGAUGAAUGGGGGGCUCCCCAUCCCCAAUGGACCCCUGAGAAUAACGCCAGACUCAUCCAGUGAGGAGGCCUCCAGCUCCACUCACAGUCACAAGGCCUCACGACCCUCGAGACUCAAAGAGCGGGUCCGUUUCAGUGACAAGAUCCUGUACCAUGCACUGUGCUGCGAUGAUGACGAGGGCGAGGAAGAGGAGAGGGGAGAGGACGCAAUACCGGAAACGGACAGUGAGCCUAGUCCCCCUACUGUCUCCCCCACGCCCACGCCUACUGUACUCUCACCGUCCGAGGACUCACUUCACCUCAACUGCCUGGACUCGUCCUCUCCCUCCCCACCGGCACCAGCUGGGGGGGUACAGACAUUUGUGAUUCCUCCCGCACCGGCGAGAAAGGGCCACAUUAACCCGAGCUGCAGAAAAAAACUUUUACGGAACAACAGCACACAAACUGUGUCUGACAAAAGCACCCAAACUGUACUGCCCUAUAUCCCAAACAAACAGAAAACGAUGGAGCCGCACUGAGAAAAUCCACAGCAAGAAAAUGGACUGAAUAUGAACAUUUAAUAUUGCAUACUUAGGUAACAGAUUACUACACCACCAAUCAAUAACUUGUUAAAUAAAUAAAUGAUAUAGGAAAACUGCCUGUCUGCUUAACUUUAAUUCAAGACUCAGGGAAAUUACUAACAGGGUUAUGAUGAUACAAAAAAAGUUCCUCGCAGUAAUUUAAACAGUUAAGCAGAAAACUGGGCUAUAUCAUAUGAGACUCAGAGAUCCACGGGCGGGACACACACCAGCGUAAGCCUCAAAUAUUUCUAAAUAUUUUACCAGGCAAAAAAAUAUAUAUAUAAAAGCACAUGAAAUGAGAUUUAUAUAGUAAUAUCAGGAUUAUGGCUCAUGAGACAUAUGCAGCGAACGAAUGCAGACUUUUUGUCAAUGACGGGGGUAAGUAGAGCUUGACAGGAAUGCAUGUUACUCCAUAAAGUCAUCUCCUUGGUUUACUGAAUACUGAACGGUGGCACAUGUUCUCAAAUGAUUAUUUUCUGUAAGGAAGCAAACAUAUAAGGGGAGACAGCAACUGACGGUCAUAAAGCCACAAUGCAAAAGGGAUUCGGGUCCUUGGUGUCCCUGCAGGAAUUAAAGGGUGCUGCUUGUAUCCUCAGGGACAUUGCAAAUGUACUGCUGAUGGAUGUCGGUGACUUGGGGAAACCUGCCCCCACCC